AACCAGAAUAAUCCUCUCUCAACCACCACCACAAGUUGCUCACAUUCUCGCAACUGCAACUACACACACCUAUACACACAAAAUCUGAUCAUAUACUUACACAGCUUUCAUCUUACAUAUCGGAAACAACACUGUGAAGCAAGCUGUAUACAAUGUACGCAACUUCGUUCUCUCCGCACAUUCUUCACUCACCGGUAAAAUUACACUCCGAGUCAUCAGUCACCGGCUACUCCCGGUUGAAAUCGCCGGCGUGUCCGAUCUCCUGGAGAUAUGAUUAUGUGUGCUCGGUGACGGCGAAAGUCUCGCGUGGAGUGAAGUGUUUGAUUAAAUCUACGGAGGAGAGUGUGAAUGAUGGUGGUGAUGGAGUUGAUCAGGAGGAGGUUGCGAAAAGUUCGGUGAGGAUUGUUAGUUCUUCUGGCGAUUCUCCUACUCUCGGGAUUCGCGAACCGAUUUAUGAGGUGGUGGAAGUUCAAUCAGACGGAAUAGUAUCUACAAGGAAAAUUAAUAGGCGACAUCUAUUAAAGUCAAGUGGUCUUCGCCCUCGUGACGUCCGAAGUGUUGACCCAUCAUUGUGGUUGACAAAUUCGAUGCCUUCUUUGCUGGUUCGUGAGCAUGCAAUACUGUUGAAUUUGGGAACACUCCGUGCUAUAGCCAUGCAAGAACGUGUCCUCAUAUUUAACUAUAAUCGUAAAGGUGGUAAAGCAUUUAUUGAUGCACUUCUGCCUCGAUUGAAUCCAAAGAAUAUGAUUGGAGGGCAUUCAUUGCCAUUUGAGCUUGAGGUAGUUGAAGCAGCUUUGAACUCAAGGAUACAACGUUUAGAGCAGAGACUAAUGGAUUUAGAACCACGUGUUGAAGCCUUGCUUGAGGUGUUACCUACCCGAUUAACAGCUAGUGUAUUGGAGGAACUCCGUAUUAGCAAACAGAAAUUGGUUGAGUUGGCUUCGAAAGCAGGCGCUCUUAAACAAAUGCUUCUUGAUAUACUUGAGGACCCUCAUGAAAUACGUCAAAUCUCCAUUAUGGGAAGAAAUUGCACACUCAAGAAAGAUAACUAUGACAUGGAAUGUUCAGUUCCACUAGAAAAGCAAAAUGCUGAGGAAGAAGAAGAGGAAAUUGAAAUGCUUUUCGAGAACUACCUGCAAAGAUGUGAGUCAUGUCAUGGUCAAGCAGAAAGGCUUCUUGAUUCUGCAAGAGAAAUGGAAGACUCUAUCGCUGUUAAUUUAAGUUCGCGGAGGCUUGAGGUCAGCAGACUGGAACUGCUCCUUCAGGUUGGGACGUUUUGUGUUGGUGUUGGGGCUCUGAUAGCAGGUAUAUUUGGCAUGAACUUGAAAUCUUAUCUGGAAGAGCAAGCAUAUGCAUUUUGGCUUACGACUGGAGGAAUUAUUGUUGGUGCUGUUGUGGCAUUUUUUCUUAUGUACACUUAUCUCAAGGCACGGAAGAUAUUCUAAGAAUCGAUUGUUGUUUGACAGUUAUGUGCAACACUCAAUGACUAGUGGUGUGGUGGACAGAACAAACACUUGACCGCGUACGCAGCAAGUAGCUUAUUAUGAUUAUGCAAGGCCAAACAUGAAGUAGAGACAGGAGAGCAGGUUCUCAUCUGAUCGCUUCAUAUCAUAUUCUCAGCCUAGACCGACAUCCGACAGGAAUCGCCAAAUAAAUCAGAGAGCUCCUUCGGAAUUGCUUUACUUACUUUUUAGAGAAAAACAGAGGAGGCUAGAUUAGGAGUGUGGAUUUGACUUGCAGAUAGAACUAGGAUCAUUACUUAGGACUGAUAAUGAAACAUUGAUCUUUUGCCUCAAGUACAGCGUAUUAGAUUAUACGCUUAUAUAUAUUACAUGCAGAUACCGAUUUCCUGGUUGAA
Messenger RNA from Daucus carota subsp. sativus, 1858 nucleotides. RefSeq names its product magnesium transporter MRS2-11, chloroplastic. The coding region runs from base 153 to 1445 and encodes 430 amino acids. Lineage: Eukaryota; Viridiplantae; Streptophyta; Magnoliopsida; Apiales; Apiaceae. Gene Ontology annotation, molecular function: magnesium ion transmembrane transporter activity. Gene Ontology annotation, biological process: transmembrane transport; magnesium ion transport. The record is from RefSeq and is a predicted model, not a curated record. The transcript has 14 exons. Gene Ontology annotation, cellular component: membrane; chloroplast envelope.